UUAUGAGUGGCACCUGACUGCAGUGUAGCUGUUUAGUUACUGAGUAGCUUUUAAUGAGAGUGCUUUACAAGUUACUUAGUUCACAUGUAAUGUGUGAGUGGGUUUCUCAUGUCAGUGGAAAGAGGACACCUAAAACUAAACACUUUGGACAGAAUUUUACCUACAGCUAAAUCGCAGGAGAAGAGUGGCCUUUGAUCUGAAGGAUAUCCUGCCUCCGCAAGAAUAUUUCUGUUUUAGUCCCUUUUACAAGAUAGAAAAGCUGAAUCCAGUUGAAUGCCACAACGAUGGAUGAUUCGAGUGCAGAAACAGUACUAAGUGUGAGUGCAAACAGCAUCAGAAUCACUGACGUCACUCAGGAUGGAGAUGUUCUGACGUUUGCAAUCACGUCCCAGAAACUAAACAGCAGUGCUGGGGUGUGUGUUUUCCGAACAUAUGAGGACUUUGACUGGCUUCAGCAGAGUUUUUUCUCACAAGAAAAUGUUCCUGGACUUCAGGGAAUUAUAUUUCCACCUUUGCCCUCAAAAGCAUUUCCAUUGCAGUCAAGCACACAGGCCAAAGCACUCAAACAACUUGGGUUUCUGGCUCUAGGACAGAAUUGGCAGAGUUAUUGUAAGGCUUUGGAGUUUUAUCUCCAGCAGGCGGCGACACAUCCUUCUCUCUGCAAGUGCAAAGCGCUGGACGGCUUUCUUACAAACUCUGAGUCUCCUGGAAAACAGCGAGGCAAGAAAGGAAUUUUUAACCGCCUCAGUCAGGCUGUGGAGGAGAUGAGGAAAGAAAGUCAUAAGGAUGUUGACAACUUCUUUCAGAAUGAGAGAAAUAAAAACACAAAUCUGGCUGCUUCGUCAAAGCUUGCCACAGAGAAGUUACUGGACGUUGUGAUGACAGAGCAAAAGCUUGCUUUGGCCUGUGGUCAUUUCUCCACAUCUCUUCAUCUUUGUGUGAAUCAGGAUGACGCAGCUGCUGUAGCUUUCUCCAAGGUUUGUUUGAAACUGUCAGAUAUCAUUGAGGCUGUAAAGAGAAACUUUGAGAAAGUUGCCAGCAACAACCUCUCGACACUUGGUUUGGGUCUGGACCUGGAGUCUCGCUACCAAGAGGCAGAGAAAGAGAUGCUCUUCAGACGAACCUGUAAACUGAUCGAGCUAGAAACUGUCAAGAAGAGUACGGAAAAGGCCAAACCCCAUAAGAGGGAAGUGAUGGAGGCGUUUCAAAAAGCCGUUGAGAAAGAGUUCAGCCUGAUCUCAUCUGUGGCCAAACAAGAGAUUGAGCGUUUCCAAGCCUCCAGAGUGAAUGUGCUGAGGAGCUUCCUGAUUGGCUGGUGUGAACAACAGCUCGACACGGCAAAGGAGUGCGCUCAACUCUACUCUCAGCAUCUGGAAGCUUUCAAGAACAUGUACUCCAAGUAAAUGCCACACAAACAGGCUGUAGAUAAUAGGAAUUUGCCUGAUGUUACCUAAUUGUUGCAGGAAUAAAAAGGAGAACGUCAUAAAGCAACAAAAGUGA
Messenger RNA from Danio aesculapii, 1500 nucleotides. RefSeq names its product sorting nexin-5. Gene Ontology annotation, molecular function: phosphatidylinositol binding. The transcript is spliced from 15 exons. The record is from RefSeq and is a predicted model, not a curated record. NCBI's taxonomy places the organism in Eukaryota, Metazoa, Chordata, Actinopteri, Cypriniformes, Danionidae. The coding region runs from base 285 to 1403 and encodes 372 amino acids.